UCUUAUACUCUGUAAUUAAAAGCAACAAGAAUGUCUUUUGAUCACUCAAACGAUGGAUUCUAUGCUUCGUCCUAUGACCAAAACCAACAACAACAAUAUGGUGGUUACGACCAAUCCCAGUAUGGAGGUUACGGAGGUCAAAACCAGUAUGAGUAUGGCCAACAAGCUUAUGGCGGAUAUGGACAACAACCUAUGGUCCCGAAUUCCCCUCCACAAAUGAUGACGCCGCAAGAACCAGACCCUGGACAAAGAAAUGAUAACUAUACUGGAGGGUUUGAUGAGGAACCGCCACUUUUGGAAGAAUUAGGUAUAAACUUUGAUCAUAUCACGAAAAAAACUUUUGCUGUGUUAAAUCCUUUUGCUAACACAGACCCAAGUAUAGUUAACGAAACUGACCUUGCUGGCCCUCUGUGCUUUUGUUUAGCACUCGGCGGAACUUUACUUCUCGGAGGAAAAGUUCAAUUUGGAUAUAUUUACGGAAUUGGCGGAAUGGGAGUUCUUGCAAUGUACUUGUUACUCAACUUGAUGACAAUGGAUGGCGUUUCAAUUGGAUGCGUUGCUUCAAUUAUUGGUUACUGUAUUCUUCCUAUGGUUAUCUUAUCAUCAACAUCGCUUAUCUUAUCUUUACAAGGUCUUGUUGGUAUCCUGUUAUCAGUUUUAAUUGUGGGAUGGUGCAGCUUAUCAGCUUCGAAACUUUUCGUUUGUGGACUUAAUAUGGAAUCCCAGCAACUACUUGUUGCUUAUCCAUGUGCCCUAUUGUACGGUGUAUUCGCACUGCUAACAGUGUUUUAAACUGGACAUUUUACAAUUUAGCAUGUUUAAAUUGAUUGUAAUGAAAUGGAUUUCAAAUCAUAAAUAUAUCUAUAGAUCUUUUAACAUGUCCAAGCUUGUUAUUGUAUGUAUAAAUCAACAACGUAGAUACAAUAAAUAAAUUACAAGAUGAGAUAAGACAAGAUAAAAUAAAUUGAAAAACCAACAAAUCAACCUGCUAUUUUAAGUAGUUUCUAUAUCGGAUAUUAAACGCUGAUUACUUCAAAUAAAUCAACUCAAAUGUUUACUCAAGACUUCUCUAUGAAUUUGUUUUUUGCUCUUAGUUGAAUAGUUAUAUACGGUGUCCAUAAAGUCUCUUUAAAAUUUCAAUUUUGUUUUGAAGUCAGUUCUCAAUUUAUCUUGACCAGGUUUGUUGUUUUUUAAUCAAUAAUCAUUUAGGUAUUUUUACUUCAUUUAAUACAUCUAUGAGGGCCAAAACAAUACAUGGUAUCAAUAAAUUCCCUUUGCAAUUCAAAAAAUUUUUGAGACUUUACGGACACCCUUUUCUUGGGGACUUUCUAGACUGUAUUUCCUGUUUUGUGGCCACAAAUUCUAGUACUGAAAACCACUAAAUGCUUAUUGGGAAAUACUAUCCAAUUAGGACUACUUACUAGUAAAUUAAAGCGUAGAUUCUGAUUUUUAUCUUUUCAACUUCCAACAUAGUUUCAUUUUCUAUACGGUUAACUUAUGCUCGCACUACAAAUAGUUGCUUUGUGCGUCACUUGGUCGUAAUAUUUGUGUGAUAUAUAGAUACAUAUUGUUUAUAUAUUUAAAAAAUGGUAAAUAUUUUUCUUGAUCUUUAUUAUUCGACCUCAGAAUAAUAACGGAAAAUGAAGAAAGAUCAAUCAUCUUUAAACCAUAGUUUGCGAAUUGCAAUUAUAAAAAGAAUUUUACUUGGAACUCGUGUAGUGUGUGUACCAGGUUAGGAUUAGGCCAUAAUUUUAUUCCAAUUUUCGUUAUUUUAGUUUUAUUGAUAGUUCAGGGUCUGUGUUAGCCAAGUGAAUAUACCCCAUGCCAAUAGGUUUCAGUCCCUUUACACAACUUGAUGUGAAGUAGACAAACAAAAUUAGUAUUGGUAUACACACUUCUGGAGUGCCUUUAACUUUUCAUAUCUGUCACACAUGAAUAAUAACAACCUAUCAACUAAUGUAGUUUUUCAUCUGAAUCCUAAUUUCAAAGAUGGUUGGUUUAUUUGAGAAUGAUUUAAUUGUUAUUAGCAUAUGUAUCAUCUUAAUUGAUAAUAACUUGAAUUAAUGUCUCACAUUGUAAAUUCAAGAGAUUUAGAAAAUUAUAAAGAAUAAGCAUCCUUCCUGUUACCAAGCUGUUUGUAUAAUGCUUAGUAAUUAAGAACAUUUCCUGAUUAAAACAAAUUUAGUCAUUGUCUGUGUAUUAAGUUUGUAGAAGAAGCUUUGUUAUGAAACUCAAAUCUUUUGUGAAGUUGGGAUAGAGUAUUCAGGACUUCUUAAGUUUAGUUUUCAGAAAUUUAGAAAUUAAAUUCAGUCACUAGAAGAUAGUUUUUCUCGUAUGUGUGA
This is a messenger RNA of Styela clava, 2342 nucleotides long. RefSeq names its product protein YIPF5-like. NCBI's taxonomy places the organism in Eukaryota, Metazoa, Chordata, Ascidiacea, Stolidobranchia, Styelidae. The record is from RefSeq and is a predicted model, not a curated record. Gene Ontology annotation, biological process: vesicle fusion with Golgi apparatus; endoplasmic reticulum to Golgi vesicle-mediated transport. Gene Ontology annotation, cellular component: trans-Golgi network.